UUGACGAGGGCCGCCCAGCCAUGUUGAGGAGUCUGUCAAGCAAACUGCAGCCCGCCAUUGUGUAGAAACCAGGCUCUGUAGGGAGAUAAGAGUGCUUGGCUGAAACUCCUUCAUAUAGCCGGACAAAUUGUACACCCCGCCGCUGUAAAUUAGGAGAGAGUACAGUUACACAGGCCGUGGGGGGAAAGACAUGUCAGCCAGCAGCCUCCUUGAACAGAGACCGAAAGGCCAAGCUAAUAAAGUGCAAAACGGAGCUGUGACCCAAAAGGAUACUUUGAAUGACGACGAGUUUGAGCCUUACCUGAAUACUCAGGCCAGACAGAGCAAUGCCUAUACGGCCAUGUCAGACUCGUACAUGCCCAGCUACUACAGCCCCUCCAUCGGCUUCUCCUACUCCGUAAACGAGGCCGCCUGGUCCACCGGCGGGGACCCUCCUAUGCCUUACCUGGCCUCCUACGGACAGCUGAGCAAUGGCGAACCCCACUACCUCCCCGACGCCAUGUUUGGCCAGCCGGGCCCCCUGGGCAGCAACCCGUUCCUGGGCCAGCACGGCUUCAACUUUUUCCCAAGCGGCAUCGACUUCUCGGCGUGGGGCAACAGCAGCUCUCAGGGACAGUCGGGGACGCCGCAGAGCUCUGGCUACAGCAGCAGCUACGCCUACGCCCCCAGCUCGCUCGGGGGCGCCAUGAUUGACGGACAGUCUCCGUUCGCACCCGCUGCCAACGAGCCGCUCAACAAGGCGCCGGGCAUGAACAGCCUGGACCAGGGCAUGGCCGGCCUUAAAAUCGGCGGCGCCGCCCCUGGUGGGAACGGAGAAAUGGCGCCGAAGGUGGUCGGCUCCGGGCUGCCCGGCGGCGGGCCCCUGGGCCCCGUGUCUUCCGUCGGACCCCCCAGCAUGCCCCCUGUCUCCAUCGCCCCGGCCAAGCCAGCCUCCUGGGCCGACAUCGCCAGCAAGCCCGCCAAGCCUCAGCCCAAGCUGAAAGUGAAGGGCGGCAUGGCGGGCGCCAACCUGCCUCCUCCCCCCAUCAAACACAACAUGGACAUUGGCACCUGGGACAACAAGGGCCCCCUGCCCAAAGCCGCCGCCCCUCAGCAGGUGCCCCCCAUCCCCAGCAACGGCCAGCCGCCUAACCAGGCGUCCCCGCAGCCCGGAGCCACAGCUGCGGGGACCCCACAGAUGCCUCUGAGCAACGGACAGCUGGUUCCACCCGUCUCCCAGCUGGGGCCGCAUCACCUCCCCCCCUCCGGACAGCCGGGUAUGGCCCAGAUACCCCAGCCCCUCUCCCAGGGCCCUCCGCCGCCGAGCCAGCAGCAGCAGCAGCCGCCGCCGCCUUCUCAGCCCGCUCGCUGGGUCCCCCCGCGGAACCGGGCCAACGGGUUCGGAGACGCCAGCGGGAACGGGACGGGCCAGUCGCCCCCCUCCUCCACGAGCGUCGGCGCGGUUCCCGGCGUCCCCUCGGAGCCGCACCCCGUCCUGGAGAAGCUGCGCAUGGUCAACAACUACAACCCCAAGGACUUUGACUGGAACCUGAAGGCGGGCCGCGUGUUCAUCAUCAAGAGCUACUCGGAGGACGACAUCCACCGCUCCAUCAAGUACAACAUCUGGUGCAGCACGGAGCACGGCAACAAGCGGCUGGACGCCGCCUACCGCUCGCUGGCCGGCAAGGGCCCGCUCUACCUCCUGUUCAGCGUCAACGGGAGCGGCCACUUCUGCGGUGUGGCGGAGAUGCGCUCACCGGUGGACUACAACACGUCUGCUGGCGUGUGGUCGCAGGACAAGUGGAAGGGCCGCUUCGACGUGCGCUGGAUCUUUGUUAAAGACGUUCCCAACAGCCAGCUGAGGCACAUUCGGCUGGAGAACAACGAGAACAAGCCGGUGACCAACUCUCGGGACACACAGGAGGUACCGCUGGACAAGGCCAGGCAGGUGUUAAAGAUCAUCGCCGGGUACAAACACACCACCUCCAUCUUCGAUGACUUUUCUCACUACGAGAAGCGCCAGGAGGAGGAGGAGUGUGUGAAAAAGGUGGAGGUCCAAGGCAGCGAGCCAUAUCCCAGCAACCCAAGCAACAGGAGUCAUUACAGGCUUCAGGAGCGUCAAGGACGAGUCAAGUAGCAGUUGGUGCUUUGGUCAAAAGACUGCGAUGCCCCCCUCUCCUCCUAAAGCCCUGCCUACCCCAAUACAUUAUUACAUUCAGAUCUCUAAGAAAUUCUAAUAGGGGUGAAGAUUUAACAAAGGACAAAAGGAAAAAAAAAAAAAAACUAAAUGAAGACUUUGAUUUUCUUUUGACUUUAAAGACUUACUUGGAACUCGUAGUAAAAAGGAAACGAUUAUUCAUAGGACUACAACUAAAUGCAUAGCAUCCUUAGCUGAAAUCUUUUUUUUUUUUUUUCUCCCUACCCCAUUCCACUACAUAUGCUUUUUCCUUGUACGCUGCUUUUUUCCUUUCUUUUUUCUUUCUUUCUUUUUUUUUUUUUAAAUGAAAGGAAAGGAUCGGCAUCUGUUUUUAUGGUCCAAGACUGAGUCUGUAAUUCUCACACAAACCUUAAUGAUCAAAAAAAAAUAAUCCAAUAGAAAGAUUUAGCGUCCCAAAGUAAGCGGAAAGAUCCACAGAUUGGAAUCCACCCGACGCCCGCCUGCCUGCAAGUGAUGCUCGGACCGUCGACGGAGAACCGUGGAUUUCUUUCACCGAAGGCCGGUGCCAACUUUCUCACCUCGGAGUUUCUGUUUGUACAUGCUCGCCGUGUUUUUUUCUUUUUUUUGUUUUUGUUUUGUUUGUUUAGGAGGACGUCGGUUAAAAAAAGAAGAAAAAAGACCUCUGUGUUUUCACGUGUUGGCGUGUGAAGGGGAGGUGGGUUCAGGAGGAUCCAGACAGGAACAGUAAGGAAACGGGGUUAAAUGUUUAAAUUCAGAGAAAAUGUUAAGUUGAUGAGCUUCUGCUCACUGUAUAAUUUUAUGGAAGAAGAAAAAAAAAUGGGGCCGUCUGUUAACAGUCUUCAUUGGACUUUAUUUACGCCUUUUUUCUUUCUCUUGAACAAGUUGAGUCAUUGUUGCUAUGGGCUGCUUUUUUUUUUUUUUUUUUCCUUCCGUUUUCUUAUGACUGAUGCGAGUGGCCUUGCCCCCACUCUUUCUAUUAAUCAGUUCAAAAGUAAUAAAUGUGGUAUAUUCAGCAGAGUUGUGUGCAUUCCUUAUGUUCGACCUUGAAAGUGGCUUCUUUAUUCAGCUCGUUUUUACAUGGUUAUUGUUUUUUUUGUUUGUUUUUUUCUGCUUGCUUAUGAUCAGCCUGCAACUAAUGGAGGCUCUGCUUUAACCCUGCUAUGCCUUUCUUACUGUUUAACUUUUCCGUAUCACCUUGUCCUCCACACUCCCUGAUUCUUUUUUUUUUUUUUUUUCUGCUCAGCCAGACAUUCAUAAUAAAUCACCGUUGAUUGAAGCCGUGUUCGGUGUCAUUGUCAGUUUAAGGGGGGAAAAAGAGGAAACUUUAAGAACUAUUGGCUUUUAUUUGUGGCAUAAUAAAGAUGCUCUACAAAGUCA
Messenger RNA from Fundulus heteroclitus (mummichog), 3535 nucleotides. It is a transcript of the gene ythdf2, whose product is annotated as YTH N(6)-methyladenosine RNA binding protein 2. Lineage: Eukaryota; Metazoa; Chordata; Actinopteri; Cyprinodontiformes; Fundulidae. Gene Ontology annotation, cellular component: cytoplasm. Bases 191 to 2116 code for a protein of 641 amino acids. Gene Ontology annotation, biological process: mRNA destabilization. Gene Ontology annotation, molecular function: N6-methyladenosine-containing RNA reader activity; mRNA binding. The record is from RefSeq and is a predicted model, not a curated record. The transcript has 6 exons.